AUGUUCGAAAGGAACGCUGAUAUUGCAGUAUCUCCAUUACAUUCUAUACCUGUAAUCAGUGGCAAAGGAAAGCUCCCCAAGCGAAGUAUUUCCAAGGGCGCACAUUCAGGAAAUUCAGGCAGAAGCCCGGAAACAUUACCGCCAAGCCCGUCUUAUAUCACCACAAUAUUCUAUCUGGCAUACCCGCCGCCGCAUAGCUCCUCUCCUUUUCGCCAGAUCAAGCCACGGUUAUUACUUCAGCUCCUCCAACAAGCAGCUAGAAAGAAUAGACUUCAUCCAGUUUUUGAAGUCUUGCUUACAGCGCCAGUGGGGUUACAACACUACCAGAAAGAGGUCCGCUGUAGAUCAGGUGACAUAGCCUUGGUCCACGGUGAUUAUUAUAGUGAUUGUACUUUACCGGACGGCUCAAGAGCCAGAUAUUCGGGGGAAGAGGAAGAUGAAGAUGAGCGAGCAGGGAAGAUCAAAGUGCUUGCAGUUAUUCGAGACCAGCGGAAGAACCAUGCAAGACGGGAUCAUCUAGGACGAGCUGCUGACAAUGACAGCGGCCCGGUCAGGUUCUUCUUCAGCUGCGGUGCUAUAUGGGAAGCCAUCACUGCACAAAAUGGAAACAACUAUCAGUUAGUAGCAGUUGACCCGGGGGAAAGUACGGUCAAUGGGGAUUUGAAACUGAUAACAUGGACGCGAGAAUGCCCUUCCCAUGAAAACGGGGGAAACGAAACACGAAGAGAUAUCAGAUUUCGCCUGAGCAUUGUGAAUGGGGAUUUCCAAGAGUUGCCGAUAAUGGCCACUGCUACAAUGCAAUCCAUUCAAAUCAUGUUCCAACCCCGGAAACAUGACGACUUGAAGUCGCCCUCAUCUUGCCGACCCUCGUCAUCACUCCCAUCAAUCAGUAGGGAAAGGGCACAAUUGCUCACCACAAGAGACAAUCCGUUCGGCUCCCUGGACGUAUCAGUUUCUGAACCGUUGUAUCUCUUGUGUCUUGUUCUUACCUCAGCUGUGUGGGUAGCUUCCAGUGAGGGAUGGUUAAUUCUGUGA
This is a messenger RNA of Aspergillus welwitschiae, 1035 nucleotides long. RefSeq lists its product as uncharacterized. The transcript is spliced from 2 exons. NCBI's taxonomy places the organism in Eukaryota, Fungi, Ascomycota, Eurotiomycetes, Eurotiales, Aspergillaceae. The record is from RefSeq and is a predicted model, not a curated record. Bases 1 to 1035 code for a protein of 344 amino acids.